CCGGUAAAAGCAUUCCGAAGCGGAACCAAAUGGUAAACGUAUUUAUCACCGCCGUAGUAAUUUAACAGUUUAGAAUCUGAUGAAUCUUCAACCCUUCAGACAGUCAAAAACUCGCACCUUCUGCAGCUCAAAUUCUCAUCGCCAAUUCCCCUCUCCGUUGCUCGCAAGGAUUUAUUUAUGGCGGUGCAAUGGCUUCUGGUGUGCCAUGGAAUGGCGACGCUGUUGGUGGUGGUCUCAUUUCUGUGCGGCCAGUGGCCAAUUUUCCAGGGUACCUUCAUCCAGCGCAUCCACAUCUUCAUCACUUUCGGCAUUUACGACUAUUUCCGGAGAUUCAUCCAUAUCGUGUGCGGGGCUAGAGGCUCGAAUGCGCUUCUCUCGGUCGAGUAUUAUUGCUGCGAUCGUCCCAAUCCUAUAAUACAGUUGUUGUAUAUAUUAAUAAUUGCGGCCACGUACUACUCUAUUGCGGCAUCAUCAUUCCGCUACAUUCCAGGAUAUUAUUUAAGUGAAGUGCAUAGGUAUACGAGCUUCUUGGCAGUUGGAUUGGGCCUUUUGCUCUUUGUAUUGACGAGCUUUUCUGAUCCAGGAGUUGUGAACUCCGAUAAUGUUGCUCAGUAUCUGUCUGUUUAUCCUUAUGACAACAUUAUCUUCUCUGAAAAAGAAUGUCCCACCUGCAAGAUUCCUAAACCUGCCAGAUCAAAACAUUGCAGCAUUUGUGAUCGUUGUGUUGCUCGGUUUGACCAUCACUGUGCGUGGAUGAACAAUUGCAUUGGAGAGAAAAAUACAAGAUACUUCAUGGCUUUUAUAAUCUGGCAUUUUCUCAUAUGCGUAUAUGGAUUUAUUGCUCUGGCGUUGGUGCUUGCUGGUAGACUGAAAGAAUUACAAGUUGUCGAGAUUCUAACAGUUUACUAUGGAAUUGAAAAUUCUUACAGGAAAUUGGCUCCAUUAGUGGUCCAGUGGUUGCUGCACUCGUACAACACACAAAUUCUGAUUAUGAUGUUCCUGGCCAUAGUUUCUCUUAUGUUAGCUGGUUUCCUCAUGUACCAUGCUAAACUUUGUCUCACAAACACAACUACAAACGAGAGUUUUAAAUGGCAAGAGCACCUGAGCUGGCAGAGGAAGGUGAAUGAAGCCAAGGCAAGUGCAGCAGCUCUAAAGUCGAGUAUAGACGAACUAAACCAUGAAAGAAAGCCCCGAGAGAGCAAGUGGAGGAUGUUCUGUGCAAGAUCUCGGCUGGACGAAGCCAGAGUUGUCAAGAACAACAUAUAUGACAGGGGAUUCCUCCAAAACAUUUACGAGAUUAUUAUUCCCUUAUCCUCGAGGAGGCGCCUGUUUCGGGUAAGUAAAUCGAAAUCAGGUUAAAUUUGAUUGGUGUGAAGUUAACUUAUUGUUUAAAUGUCUCUUGGGAUGCAUGUUUAUUAAAAAGCUAAAAGAAAAUUUUGUGGCAUGUUAUAUUCUACAUUGUUAAAUGGUGUAAAUAUACUUCUCUCUAUUGUUUAAUUGAGUUUGGAUUGGGAA
Molecule: messenger RNA, 1515 nt
Organism: Andrographis paniculata
Lineage: Eukaryota; Viridiplantae; Streptophyta; Magnoliopsida; Lamiales; Acanthaceae
Product: probable protein S-acyltransferase 17
Exons: 10
Coding region: 178-1359 (393 amino acids)
Biological process (GO): peptidyl-L-cysteine S-palmitoylation; protein targeting to membrane
Cellular component (GO): Golgi apparatus; endoplasmic reticulum
Molecular function (GO): protein-cysteine S-palmitoyltransferase activity
Source: RefSeq, a predicted model, not a curated record